This is a messenger RNA of Pteronotus mesoamericanus, 660 nucleotides long. RefSeq names its product carcinoembryonic antigen-related cell adhesion molecule 21-like. The record is from RefSeq and is a predicted model, not a curated record. Gene Ontology annotation, molecular function: protein tyrosine kinase binding. The coding region runs from base 1 to 660 and encodes 219 amino acids. NCBI's taxonomy places the organism in Eukaryota, Metazoa, Chordata, Mammalia, Chiroptera, Mormoopidae. Gene Ontology annotation, cellular component: plasma membrane; cell surface. Gene Ontology annotation, biological process: regulation of immune system process; signal transduction. The transcript is spliced from 3 exons.
AUGCCCCAGCAUAAAGCUGAGCGCACAGUAUCACUCUUAACCUUCUGGAGCCUGCCCGCGACAGCCAAGCUUGCUAUUGUGUCUACCAAUGCUGCUGAAGGGAAGGAUGUGAUUCUACGUAUCCACAAGAAGCCUCCCAAUGCUGCAGGCCUCAUGUGGUAUAGGGGGAAAGGCAUCAACAAAAAUCGUAUAAUUACAUUUCUUAUACAGAACUCAAAGACCCACAUAAGAGGUCCUCCAGAUGGACCAGUGACAAUAAACUAUGACGGCUCCUUGCUGUUAAGGAAUGUCACCAUGAAAGAUGCAGGAAUCUACACCAUACUCGUCCGACUAGAAGGUUGCAAAAAAACAAUAGGAUGCGGACAACUCAAUGUAUACCGGCCUGUGGAAGUGCCCACCCUUGUAGCCAGCAACACCACAGUCACCGAGAAUAAGGAUGCCAUAGUCCUGACCUGCUACACAGAUGCAAUCUCCACCCAGUGGUUGAUCAAUGGCACGUAUUUGCAGCUCAUGGAGAGAAUUAAGCUGUCCCGGAACCAGAGAAGCCUCCCCAUAGACCCCGUACAGAGGGAAGAUGCUGGGAAUUACCAGUGUAAAGUCUCGAACCCCAUUAGUUCUGCUGAAAGUACUCCCCUUGAGUUAAAUGUGAAAUACGGAUGA